Molecule: messenger RNA, 2407 nt
Organism: Xenopus laevis (African clawed frog)
Lineage: Eukaryota; Metazoa; Chordata; Amphibia; Anura; Pipidae
Gene: tmprss2.10.L
Product: transmembrane serine protease 2 gene 10 L homeolog
Exons: 19
Coding region: 219-2063 (614 amino acids)
Source: RefSeq, a predicted model, not a curated record
ACUUGUCUCUAUGUAUUUACAUCGAUUUUUUUUCCUCAUACCAGAACCUGCCACUUCCAAUAAAUACAGCUUUAUUGCACUCAGUAUCUACAGAUGCUCCGUAUUCAGUCUCUCUUUAUCUUCUCAAUAUCAGUGCCCUGAAGGAACGGCUAGAGAAUAAUCAGCUCCAGGUUCUUAUCUUGAAAUAAGGUCUGAGCAUCGCUGUGAAUGAAACAGUAAUGCAGUCUGUAACACAACAAACAAUUCCACGCUACCCUGCACUACCAACAUACAAUCCUGAUGUGCCUAGGGUAAAUCAUGUAGCAGCAACUCCAACACAAAGCCAGCCAACAUCGAUGACUUUAAGAACAAAGAUUUUAAUUUCAAUCGGGACUGUUUCCAUCAUAGCGGUACUAGUUUGGGUUGCAGUACUUACGUGGUAUUUUGUCACACGUAUCCCAAACUGUGAAAUCCAAUGUACCUACUCUUCCAAGUGUAUCUCUCCGUACCAGAUAUGUGAUGGUAUAGAAGACUGCAUUUUAGGAACUGAUGAAAAAGAUUGUGUCACAACUGCGCCAACCUGCCAAAUAUAUUGUUGGAAUUUCAUGUACUCUCACACGUGCAUCUAUGCCUACCAGAUGUGUAAUGGGGUACGAGACUGCCUUUUUGGAGAUGAUGAGAUGAAUUGCGUCACAACUGCACCAACCUGCCAAAUAUAUUGUUGGAAUUUCAUGUACUCUCACACGUGCAUCUAUGCCUACCAGAUGUGUAAUGGGGUACGAGACUGCCUUUUUGGAGAUGAUGAGAUGAAUUGCGUGACAAAAACCAUAACCUACCCAACCUGCCAAAUAUUUUGUGAAUAUAGCCCCAACACUUACAGAUGCAUCUUUCCCUACCAGAUGUGUGAUGGUACAGCCGACUGUCCUUAUGGAGAUGAUGAGAUGAAUUGUGAUUAUUGUGAAAAGAAAUGUGGUUCAUCCAUAAGCUGUGUCCUGUCUUCCCAGUGGUGUGAUGGAGUGUCCGACUGUCCCAAUGGAGAAGAUGAAAUGUCCUGUGUGAGAUUAUAUGGAGCAGACUUCCAACUGCAGGUCUAUUCUACAUUAAAGUCAGCAUGGCUGCCCGUGUGCAGUAAUAACUGGACUGAUGACUUUGGGAGGUUUGCCUGCCAGGACUUUGGAUACAACGGGAGCAGCUAUAGCAGAUAUGAUAUUUUGCCAUCCAUCUAUUCCCCUAAUGGGUAUUUCAAGUUAGACUCUGGAUCUUGGACCAGUAGGUUCUAUACAAGUGUUCAGAACAGUUCUUCCUGUUCAUCGGGAUAUGUGGUCUCUUUACAUUGUAUAAGCUGUGGUGUAUCUUAUAACAACAUAUCCAGCCGAAUAGUAGGAGGAACUAAUGCUGUCUCAGGUAUGUGGCCAUGGCAAGUCAGUCUACAGUACAAAACAGGAGCUUUAUGUGGUGGCUCCAUCAUUUCUCCCAAGUGGAUAGUUACUGCAGCUCACUGUGUAUAUGGGUCUUAUUCAAGUGCUUCUGGAUGGAAGGUUUUUGCUGGGACACUGACCUUGCCAAGUUACUAUGACCCCAAUGGCUACUCUGUGGAAAGGAUAAUUGCUCACCCUGGUUAUAAGUCUUACAAUCACGAUAAUGAUAUCGCCCUAAUGAUACUUACAGAUGAAAUAACAUUUGGCUAUACCACCCAGCCGGUGUGCUUACCCAACUCUGGAAUGUUCUGGGAGGCUGACACAUCAUGUUGGAUAUCUGGUUGGGGUUCGACAUUUGAAGGAGGUUACUCGUCUACAGAUCUCAAGUAUGCUGAUGUUCCACUGAUUGACUCAGCAAAAUGCAAUAAAUAUAAUAUGUACAAUGGGAGAAUUACAUCUUCCAUGAUGUGUGCUGGUUAUAUUUAUGGGGGAGUAGAUACAUGCCAGGGUGACAGCGGAGGACCUUUAGUAACCAAAAAAAAUGGCACUUGGUGGCUUGUUGGUGACACCAGCUGGGGAGAUGGCUGUGCCCGACCCAAUAAACCUGGAGUAUACGGAAAUAUGACCAUGUUCUUGCAAUGGAUAUAUUUACAAAUGAGGACUUGAUGACUGAUGAAUGAUCCUCUUGAUUCUACUCUGAUUAUGUAAAUACAAAACUUACGAUAAUGAGAGAACACAACUGAUGAUUUAUUACAUUGAAUUAAUAUUCCGGAGUGCUCACAUAGAAUGCAUGUAAUAUUGGUUGAACUGAAUGACAUUUGUGAAGUCCCUUGGGAAUGUGUACAUCUCCAGCAUUUGAAAAUCAAGAAUUACCUUGUUUCCAUCCACCUGUCUCCACCAAGAUAACUCCCAAUUCGAAAAAACGUCAGAUUGCCCAUGUUCCAAUGUGACAGGACACUCUCUCUCUCUUUUUUUUGCUGCAGCCCUAAAAUAUGCAGAGUUUUUGAACU